AUGGCUGGCGCGGACGAGACUCUCGCGGCCGCGACUGCCGUGCUACAGUCUUUGGCGAGAGAAGAAUCCACCACCGGCUCCUCUUCGCCUCCCUUUGAUUUUCAAUUCCCAUCUUCAAAUGGCGCGAAAGCGUCCCAUCUUCCCGGAGAUCCCACCGCUGCAAAGGCCGCCUUCGAAACCGAGUUAGAGGCCUUGGUGCGCCGCGUGCAUCACCUGGAAUUCCAAGCUGUCAGUCAUCACAAGUUCCCCGACGACCCCCAACAGGCUACUCUGUCUGUCCUCGGAUCCAACGAGAAGAACCCUGAUUUUCUGUGGACCUUUGGGCUCGAUCGCUUGUCGUCCGGUCAAGGUUCUGACUCUUCUUAUUGCCUUACACAGCAGCAAAAUUCGAAUCAACCCGAUCGGAGACAACAAACCCCCUCGGGUCCCGAGGAACCACCCGCCGGAGAUUUUGACGACGACGAAACUGAUGAGGAGGAUGAGACUGGAUCCGGCACCCGUGUCGUUAGAGAAGAGGAUAUCAGUAUCCUACGCAACCAUGUUCAGAAACAAGCCGAGGAAAUCAGCUACCAAAAGGAUAUAAUCGCCCAGGUUCGUGACGAGUUACUCAAGCAGGAAGAGCACACCCGUCGUGCUCUCAUCAAAGUCGAAAAUGAGGACGUUGUUCUUUUGGAACGUGAGUUACGGAAACACCAACAAGCCAACGAGGCUUUUCAGAAAGCGCUACGAGAAAUUGGAGGCAUCAUCACCCAGGUCGCCAACGGUGACCUCUCGAUGAAGGUGCAGAUUCACCCCUUGGAAAUGGACCCGGAAAUUGCUACAUUCAAACGUACGAUCAACACUAUGAUGGACCAACUGCAGGUAUUUGGAAGUGAAGUGUCUCGAGUUGCCCGUGAGGUCGGAACCGAAGGAAUACUUGGUGGACAAGCUCAAAUCACUGGUGUGCAUGGUAUCUGGAAGGAACUUACUGAAAACGUGAACAUUAUGGCCAAGAACUUAACGGACCAGGUGCGAGAAAUCGCAACUGUAACAACUGCUGUCGCCCACGGUGAUCUUUCUCAGAAGAUCGAGAGUCGUGCUCAAGGUGAAAUUCUGGAACUGCAACAAACUAUCAACACCAUGGUGGAUCAACUUCGAACAUUUGCAACGGAAGUAACGCGUGUAGCCCGUGAUGUCGGUACAGAAGGAGUACUCGGUGGUCAAGCUCAAAUUGAAGGUGUUCAGGGAAUGUGGAACGAACUCACGGUAAAUGUCAACGCCAUGGCCAACAAUCUUACAACGCAAGUACGAGAUAUCGCGACCGUUACCAAGGCUGUCGCCAAGGGUGACUUGACGCAGAAGGUGCAAGCCAACUGUCGAGGAGAGAUUGCGGAACUUAAAGAUAUUAUCAAUUCCAUGGUGGACCAACUGCGACAAUUUGCCCAAGAGGUCACGAAAAUUGCGAAGGAGGUCGGUACAGAUGGUGUUCUGGGAGGUCAAGCCACAGUCAAUGAUGUCGAAGGCACGUGGAAGGACUUGACAGAAAAUGUGAACCGUAUGGCCAACAAUCUUACCACUCAAGUGCGUGAGAUUGCGGAUGUCACCACUGCUGUCGCCAAGGGUGACUUGACUAAGAAGGUUACGGCCAACGUACAAGGUGAGAUCCUUGAUCUCAAGAGCACGAUUAACGGCAUGGUGGAUCGUUUGAAUACCUUCGCUUUCGAGGUUAGCAAAGUCGCCCGUGAAGUCGGUACCGACGGAACCCUUGGUGGCCAAGCCAAGGUGGACAAUGUGGAAGGAAAAUGGAAAGAUCUUACCGAUAACGUCAACACCAUGGCCCAGAAUUUGACCUCUCAAGUGCGAAGUAUCUCGGAUGUCACUCAAGCUAUCGCGAAGGGUGAUUUGAGCAAGAAGAUUGAAGUGCAUGCACAAGGAGAGAUUCUCACCCUCAAGGUGACCAUCAAUCACAUGGUGGGUCGACUCGCUAAGUUCGCCACGGAACUCAAAAAGGUCGCUCGUGAUGUCGGUGUCGAUGGUAAAAUGGGUGGUCAGGCCAACGUGGAGGGUAUUGCAGGAACUUGGAAAGAAAUUACCGAGGACGUCAAUACUAUGGCUGAAAAUCUUACGUCUCAAGUGCGUGCAUUUGGUGAAAUCACAGAUGCUGCCACGGACGGUGAUUUCACGAAAUUGAUUACCGUCAAUGCCUCUGGUGAGAUGGACGAGCUGAAGCGCAAGAUCAAUAAGAUGGUUUCCAACCUUAGAGACAGUAUUCAGCGAAACACUGCAGCCAGGGAAGCUGCCGAGCUUGCCAAUCGCACCAAAUCCGAGUUCCUCGCCAAUAUGUCCCACGAGAUUCGAACUCCUAUGAACGGUAUCAUUGGUAUGACACAACUUACGUUGGAUACCGAUGACCUAAAGCCUUACACACGUGAGAUGUUGAACGUGGUGCAUAACCUGGCCAACAGCUUGCUCACCAUCAUUGACGAUAUACUCGAUAUCUCAAAGAUCGAAGCCAAUCGGAUGGUGAUUGAGAGCAUUCCUUUCACAGUGAGAGGCACCGUCUUCAAUGCUCUCAAAACAUUAGCUGUCAAAGCCAACGAGAAGUUCUUAAGCUUGACCUAUCAAGUGGAUAAUACAGUACCGGACUACGUUAUUGGUGAUCCAUUCCGUCUACGCCAGAUCAUACUUAACUUGGUUGGCAAUGCUAUUAAGUUCACUGAGCAUGGAGAGGUCAAGCUCACCAUUCGCAAAUCAGACCGUGAGCAGUGUACGACCAACGAGUAUGCCUUCGAAUUCUCUGUGUCGGACACCGGUAUCGGUAUCGAAGAGGAUAAGCUAGACUUGAUCUUCGACACUUUCCAACAGGCAGAUGGUUCUACUACUCGCCGCUUUGGUGGUACUGGUCUUGGUCUGUCUAUUUCUAAGCGUCUGGUCAAUCUGAUGGGCGGUGAUGUCUGGGUCACGUCCGAAUACGGACACGGAAGUACUUUCCACUUCACUUGCGUCGUCAAGCUUGCCGACCAAUCUAUCAAUGUCAUUGCAUCCCAACUCCUUCCUUACAGAAACCACCGAGUUCUAUUUAUCGACAAGGGUCAGAAUGGUACUCAGGCCUCCAAUGUCCUGAAGAUGCUCAAGCAAAUCGAGUUGGAGCCGUUGGUUGUUCGAAACGAAGAGCACGUUCCUCCACCAGAGAUCCAAGACCCCUCUGGAAAGGAAUCCGGUCAUGCGUACGAUGUAAUCAUUGUCGACUCCGUGGAUACAGCCCGUAUUCUGCGGACAUUUGACGAGUUCAAAUAUAUUCCGAUCGUUCUGGUUUGUCCUUUGGUCUGCGUUAGCCUGAAGUCGGCCCUCGAUCUCGGUAUCAGCUCAUAUAUGACUACACCAUGCCAGCCUAUUGACCUUGGUAAUGGUAUGCUGCCCGCACUGGAAGGCCGCUCUACACCAAUCACUACCGAUAAUUCUCGAUCCUUCGAUAUUCUUCUCGCUGAGGAUAACGACGUGAAUCAACAAUUGGCAAUGAAAAUUCUUCAAAAGCAUAACCAUAACGUAUUUGUUGUUGGCAACGGUCUGGAGGCCGUCGAAGCUGUCAAGAAGCGUCGCUACGACGUCAUUUUGAUGGACGUACAAAUGCCGGUGAUGGGUGGUUUUGAAGCUACGGGUAAGAUACGUGAGUACGAACGUGACAGUGGACUUCAGCGUACUCCCAUCAUUGCGCUCACAGCCCACGCCAUGUUGGGUGAUCGUGAGAAAUGUAUUCAAGCUCAGAUGGACGAGUAUCUGUCAAAGCCGCUUAAACAAAACCAAAUGAUGCAAACUAUCCUCAAAUGUGCCACACUUGGUGGCUCACUGCUGGAGAAGAGCAAAGAAUCUCGAAUUUCAAGCAGUGGGGAAAUGCAUCCUAUUCAUUCCUCUGUCUCCCAGGACCAGAACCAGCAACAGCAACAACCGCAACGAUCACAAAAGAUGCAACCCUUACCUACACCUCCUCGACCUGGUUUCGAGACUCGGUCUAUCACCACGUCCGGCUCUGUCGGUCGUGGAAAUGUUGUCAGCCCUGUCGAGGACAAGGAUGAAGAGAUGAUCGAUGAUCGGGUACGUUGA
Messenger RNA from Penicillium angulare, 4080 nucleotides. It is a transcript of the gene tcsC, whose product is annotated as putative two-component osmosensing histidine kinase (Bos1). The record is from RefSeq and is a predicted model, not a curated record. The coding region runs from base 1 to 4080 and encodes 1359 amino acids. Gene Ontology annotation, molecular function: phosphorelay sensor kinase activity. NCBI's taxonomy places the organism in Eukaryota, Fungi, Ascomycota, Eurotiomycetes, Eurotiales, Aspergillaceae. Gene Ontology annotation, cellular component: membrane. The transcript has a single exon. Gene Ontology annotation, biological process: phosphorelay signal transduction system; cellular hyperosmotic response; phosphorylation.